Messenger RNA from Aphidius gifuensis, 2248 nucleotides. RefSeq names its product protein transport protein Sec61 subunit gamma. Lineage: Eukaryota; Metazoa; Arthropoda; Insecta; Hymenoptera; Braconidae. Gene Ontology annotation, cellular component: membrane; Ssh1 translocon complex. The transcript has 4 exons. Gene Ontology annotation, molecular function: transmembrane protein transporter activity. The record is from RefSeq and is a predicted model, not a curated record. Bases 145 to 351 code for a protein of 68 amino acids. Gene Ontology annotation, biological process: post-translational protein targeting to membrane, translocation; protein targeting.
ACAUUACUACGUGUCGACUCCACGUAGAUUUUACAACAACGAUCAGGUUGGCAUAUCAGACGUCAAAAAAAAACACUCCAUAAAGUUUUCUCAAGGAAUAACCACUUAUUUUAUUGUUAAAAUAAACAUAAAAAACAAUAAAAAAUGGAUCAAGUUAAAAAAUUCACUGAGCCAAGCCGCAAGUUCACCAAGGACAGCAUCAGACUUGUCAAAAGAUGUACAAAACCAGACAGAAAAGAAUUCAACAAAAUUGCUAUUGCAACUGCAAUUGGUUUUUGCAUAAUGGGAUUCAUUGGAUUUUUUGUUAAACUUAUCCAUAUUCCAAUCAACAAUAUCAUUGUAGGAUCAUAAUAAAUAUUACGGAAAUUAAAACAAAUUAAUAUUUAUUGUUAAAAAAAAUAUUUUGAUCACUUCCACCUUUUUUUCUUUCUUAAUUAUCAGUUAUAAUUUUAGUUAUAUUUAUAAAUAAAAAAAAAAUAAUAAUAAAAAAUUGAAUAUGAUUUCAUAAAAGAGAAAUAAACAAUUUUAUAAAAAAAAAAAAUUAAUAAAUAUGUAUAUCGUGAAUUAAUUGUGGCUUUAUAAGUUGUGUAAAUGUGCUGAAUGAAUUUUAUAAUUAAAAAAGAAUAUUUCAAUUGACUAUUGAAUUUUUUAUUUUUAAAAAUAAAAUUAUAUUAAUUAUCUAACAAAUAAAAAUAAUAACAAAAUUAUUAAUCAGCUAUAUGUUGAAAAAUAAAACAUAAAUAAUUAAAUUUUAACAUUUUAUAAAUGAAAUUGUUUGUUAACAUGCUGUUGCUCACUGGGGCUGUCAGUAGAAGUGGUUUGCAAAUUUUACAGGUUAAAAAAAAAACAAAUAGUAUAAAAAAAUUAAAAAUAGUAUUCAAGGCACUUUUUAUUUUGUUUUCUGCAAAUAUUUUUCUUUUUGAUUUUUAAACAUUAUUAUUUAUACAUUUAUUUAUAAAAAGAAGUUAUUUUCAAAGCUGGUUAUAAUUUGUAUAUUAUUUUUAGAGAAAAGAAAAAAAACAAUAACAUAUUAUAUGCUUGAUAAAAUUAUUUUAAAAUUAAUAAAUUAUUACAGAGUGUGCAUUAAUUUAAAAAUGAAUAAUAAAUAUAUAAUAAUAACUAAUUAAAUUUUUAAUUGACAAAAUAUUUAAAGAUAUUGUUAAAUAAUAACUUUACAAUAUUAACUUUUUUUUUGUUUGUAACACAUCGGCAGUUUUGCUAAUAAGUAUUUAUUAUUUUUUAAAUUAAUGCACACUCAAAACGCAACACAAUUUUUUUUUCAUCUUAAAAAAAAUAAAAAAAAAAAAAAUGCAAAUGUCAGCUAUGAAUUAUAAUGGACGUACUUGGCAGAUCUCAAAAAGUGCAUCCAAUAAUGGCAGCAUUAACAAAUUCAAUAAUUAUUGACAAUUUUUAUAAAAGCCAUUAAAAUUAUACUCAAAGAGUUUUUUUAGAUAAUGAGUAUCAAGAAAGUAUUUAUUAUUAAUUUUUUAAUUUUCAUUUGUUAAUUUUUAACAUCGUUUUUCAUCAUAACAUAUAAUUAACACCUGGCUAAUCAUGAAAACGCGUAACAUGUUCAAGUAAUUAUUGUAUUUUCAUCACUGAAUAAUCAUAUGAUUCUCCAGUUGUUCCAAGUUAAUAAGGAAAAUUUAAAAAUUUUAAAAAAUCGAAAUUUGCAAAAUUUUUAAAUCGAAAUACCUAAGUAUAUAUUUUUUUCAUGAAAAUAAUUUGAAAAUUUUAACGAUACUGACUGGAGUAUAACUUAAGAGUUACACAGAGGUAUGUCGUAGUUAAAAAAAAUAUAUAUUUAUAAUAAAAAUAAAUUUUUAGUUACGUUAAAUAACGUUUUAUAUAAAUUGCUAUAAAAUAUUCAUACAUACGCAAUGAAAAUAAUAUUAAUUAAAUAUAUCUGAUAGACUUAUUAGUAAGUUGGUAUAUCAUCUUAUUAAAGCACCAUGGCAUAUUUUCAUAAUUAAACAUGAAAAUCAAAAAAAAAAAAUAUAAAAAGAAAAGUUAUUAUAAUCUGUAUAUGAUUUUUUUUUUUUUUCAUUUUGAUUGGUUUUCUUUUUUUUAUUUGCUCAGAUCGAGCAAUGUGUCCUGCACUUUAACUCGUUACUCGUUACACAACUCAACUCUCUUUUUUUGUAAACAAAAAAAACUUCUUUUUUCUCUGUAUUGUUUUUAUUUUUAUAUUUUUAAUUUUUUUUGGCUUAAAAUUUAAGAUUUUGAUACGACGAAGACGUUUUUUUUU